This is a messenger RNA of Tricharina praecox, 2814 nucleotides long. Its product is annotated as armadillo-type protein. Gene Ontology annotation, molecular function: nuclear import signal receptor activity. The transcript has 5 exons. Gene Ontology annotation, biological process: protein import into nucleus. NCBI's taxonomy places the organism in Eukaryota, Fungi, Ascomycota, Pezizomycetes, Pezizales, Pyronemataceae. Bases 1 to 2814 code for a protein of 937 amino acids. The record is from RefSeq and is a predicted model, not a curated record. Gene Ontology annotation, cellular component: nucleus; cytoplasm.
AUGGCGUGGCAACCGCAAGAGGCUCCCAUCCGGGAGUUGGCGGGGUACCUGAAGGACAGCUUGGGUUCCGAUAGGGCCACCCAGCAGCGUGCUACUCAGAUGCUGCAGCAGGCGAGCCAGCAGUCUCCCGAUAUCAACAAUUAUCUAUGCUAUAUCCUCGUACACCCCGAACCGAUCCCCGUGCCCGGCAUGGAUGCCAGAGAAUACCAUGUUGUCCGCUGCUCGGCCGCCAUGUUGAUGAAGAACAACAUCACCUUAAUACCUAAUUCGCUUUCGGCACAAACGCUUGCCUACAUCAAGUCGGAACUUCUUCAGGGCCUUCGCGACGAGAAUGGUGGCAUUAGAAGCUUUACCGGAAACGUCAUAACCGAGCUGCUACGGAAGGGUGGAAUCAUGGCGUGGUCGGAUGUGCUGGCCCAGUUGAUCACCAUGACAGAAGGCAAAGAUCCCAGCGGAGCAGAUUUACCGGUUGCUGUGCAGGAAGGCGCUAUGAGCGCUCUCAAGAAGGUCUGUCAGGACAGCAAGAAGGCUCUGGAGAAGGAUCCCCAGCGUCCACUUGCGUUCAUGAUCCCCAAAUUCCUGCAGUUUACCCACCAUCCGUCCUCCGCGGUCCAGGCCGACUCCCUCGAGGUCAUCAACAUAUUCCUCCCGAUGCGGUCGCAGGCGGUACUCGCCAACAUCGACACGCUGGUCGAGAGUCUCUUCCGCCUCGGAAACAAUCCCCACCCUGCGUUGCGUCGGGAGGUGUGCCGCGCGCUGGUGCACCUGGUCGACAUCCGCCCCGACAAAAUCGCACCGGUCAUGAGCGGAGUUGUCGAUUACCUGGUUCAGCAGCAGAAUGACACCGACGUGGACGUGGCUUUGGACGCCGCCGAGUUCUGGUUGACGGUUGGAGAGCACGAUCAGUUGAGGAUGCAUCUGGGACCAUUCCUGCCCAAGAUCGUUCCCAUCCUGCUGAAGUCGAUGAUCUAUGCGGAGGAGGAGAUCUUCAGACUUGGCGGCGAAGGCGACGAUGCCGACGAGGAGGACAAGGCGGAAGAUAUCAAGCCCAAGUUCGCCAAGUCACGGCAGCGCCUACCGAACGGCGAGAGUGUAGAAGUAGAAGAGCGGCCACGCAACGGCGAUGGGGACUUGAGCGAUGGCGAAGUCGAUGAGUACGAUUCCGAGUUUGAAGAUUUGCUCGGGAUGGAGGAUCCUGAGGACCGGUGGAACCUGAGGAAAUGCUCGGCGGCGGCAUUGGACGUACUGGCGACUGUUUUCCACCAGCCCGUCCUGGAGGUCAUCCUACCGUACCUGAAAGAAAACAUCCGCCAUCCAGAAUGGCCUUACCGAGAAGCGGCCGUCCUGGCUCUGGGUGCGGUGGCCGAUGGAUGUCUCGACGGUGUGGCGUUCCAUCUUCCCGAUCUGAUCCCUUACCUGAUCUCCCUGUUGAACGACGAUGAGCCGCUUGUGCGUCAGAUCACAUGUUGGACGCUCGGCCGAUACUCACGAUGGGCUGCCACCGAUCCAGACCCCAGCAACCACGACACGCAGCACCUGCAAAAGUACUUUGAGCCGAUGAUGGAGGGUAUCCUGCUCAAGAUGCUCGAUGGGAACAAGCGUGUGCAGGAGGCUGCAGCAUCUGCCUUUGCCAACCUCGAGGAGCAGAGCAAGGGUGUUCUGGAGCCAUACAUCAAGGUUAUCGUCCAGCAGUUUGUCACGGCCAUGCGGCAGUACAAGGAUCGGAACAUGUUCAUCCUGUACGACUGCGUACAGACUCUCGCGGAACACGUCAGCGAGGCUCUCGCACAGGAUGAACUGGUGGCGAUCCUCAUGCCUGCUCUGAUCGAGAGGUGGAAGAAGGUCAAGGAUGACUCGAGAGAGUUGUUCCCCUUGCUGGAGUGCCUUUCCUACGUGUCGACUGCUCUGGGACAAAAAUUUCAACCUUUCGCUACACCUAUCUUUCACCGAUGCAUCAGUAUCAUCCAUCAGAACCUGGAGAAACAGGCUGCAUUUGUUCACAACCCAUCUCUAGACGAACCCGAGAAGGAUUUCCUUGUUACCAGUCUCGACCUGUUGAGUGCUGUCAUCCAGGCUCUGGAUAGCCAGAGCUCGCAAUUGGUGGCGGGUGCCAUCCCAAACUUCUUCGAACUUCUGACACAUUGCAUGGCUGAUACAAACAACGAUGUCCGACAGUCUUCCUACGCACUUCUGGGUGAUUGCGCGAUCUACGUAUUCGCGCAGCUGCAACCUUAUCUCCCCAACGUGAUGGAGCUGUUGAUUCAGCAGUUGGACAUCGAGAAUCUGAGCGAGUUCGACGAAGACAAUGCGUUUAGCGUUAUCAACAAUGCAUGCUGGAGUUGUGGAGAAAUCGCGCUACAACAGGUAGUCGGUAUGACACCUUACGUCGAACGGCUCUACAUCAGUCUCCUUACUAUCAUUCAAUCUACCAAAGUUCCUUCAUCGGUUACGGAGAAUGCAGCAGUGGCACUCGGACGACUCGGCCUGGCCUCUUGCGAUGAGCUCGCUCCACACCUGGACACGUUUGCGUACCCCUUCCUAGACGCACUGGCAAAGGUGGCAGAGACAGACGAGAAGGACACGGCGCUCAAGGGGUUCUGCAUGGUUGUCGGCAGAAACCCGGAGGCGAUGGAGAGCUGUCUGGUGCCUUUCUUCAGGGCGAUCGCCCGCUACAAGGAUCCGAGUCCGGAGCUCAAGGAGUUGUUCAGACAGACUGUCGCCGGUUACCGUUCGUUCAUUGCCGAUUUCGACGCAUUUUUGACUCAGAUUCCACAAGGCGAUCGAAUCGCUAUCCAGGCGGAAUAUGUCAACUAG